AUGUCCCUCCGCAUCACCCCUCAGACCGCCCACCCAUCCCAAACCUCCAACACAACAACCCGGCAACAGAUCCCCAUCAGCCUGCCCCGGGCAACAAAGGGCGCACCCUCGGCACCCGGUCUGCCCGACACCCUCCGCAACAAGAUCACGCUCCCCGCGACGCCGCACGCCUCCUCGACCAACGCCAUCGCAGCCGCCGACACCCCGGACUCGACACACCCGCUCGAAGCCCGUCUGCACGCCUGGCGCGCAACCCAGGAUGCAUUGAAGAUGGAGGGCCUGCGCCGGGCGUACGGGAUUGCCGAGCCGGUCCGCCGGGGCAUGGAGCUGAAGAUCGUGCGCGACGGCACGUUCCGGCCUGCGGCGCUGGGCGGGCUUCGGGGUGGCAAUGUCCAUGAGGAUAUCCUUGUGCUUGGGGGUCGGGAUACCGAGAUUGCGUGGGAGGAUGUGUUCCAUGGCGACGAACUCCGGGAACCGCCCGCUUUCCACGACGAAAUGGAGAAGAGGCUGAAGAUGGACUCUUAA
This is a messenger RNA of Penicillium alfredii, 525 nucleotides long. Its product is annotated as proteasome maturation protein. Bases 1 to 525 code for a protein of 174 amino acids. Lineage: Eukaryota; Fungi; Ascomycota; Eurotiomycetes; Eurotiales; Aspergillaceae. Gene Ontology annotation, biological process: proteasome assembly. The record is from RefSeq and is a predicted model, not a curated record. The transcript is spliced from 3 exons. Gene Ontology annotation, cellular component: nucleus; cytoplasm.